Symbiodinium sp. CCMP2592 is the source of this 744-nucleotide messenger RNA. NCBI's taxonomy places the organism in Eukaryota, Dinophyceae, Suessiales, Symbiodiniaceae. The record is from the annotation of a GenBank genome assembly.
AUGGUCGCCUUGGAGGAGGUUGGUCCGGCUGCCGACUUCGGAUCCUUGUGCCUUGGCUGCGGGCUUCGCUUGUGGACAAGUGCGAGGGGGAGCGCGUUUCUGGGCGUGGGCGUGCCGGGCGUUCCGGGCGUGCCGGUCGCCGAGCCGGGAGCCCACCUCAAGGCGCCACUGCCGCUGCCCACGCCUGCUACAUCCGCCAGGAUUGGCAAAGAUGGCACCCUCAGCAAGAAGGUUGGCUUUAGGAUGCUGAAGCAGCUCAGAUGCGAAGUGCUCUCGGAUGAGGAUGGCGAGGCCCGGUACGUGCAGGUGGGCAUUAAAACUCAGCCGGUGCUCUUCAAGAUGCUUGUGGAGCUGGGCCACGCGCCCCGGCGAGGGGAAGAUGGCGAAUUUAUGGUUCAAGUGGUCGAGCAAUGCGGUCGAAAGCCGGAGGAAGUUGUCGCAGCCCUGUCGGCACCCCGGGAGCCCGAAGACGAAGGCUACCCUUCCAUGCCGCGUCCUCGCCUGAAGCCGGAGGAUGCGCAGCUUCUCGUCAACCGUCUCUACAAGGUGCCGAGAAGGAGCAAAUUGGCGCAGUUCUUCAACUGGCGGGUCAUGAGCGUCACCUUUACUGGUGUUAGUCCAUGUCCUCAGACAGAAAUCGCAGACAGGAACAUGAGCGCAAGCCCGAGGGGAAAGAGCUCAACAGGAUGCUGGAUUCAUAGAGCUCCGUGUCACUGGCGUUUCCCACAUCCGGCCAGAGGAUGA